AACGCGGAGCAGGAAAUGAGCUUUAGAAUCAUCAGAGAACAUUUUAUUGCAGACAAUGUGGAUCAAUUGAUGAUGUUCAUCACAGGGAUUGGAGGAUCAGGUAAAAGUCAUGUCAUCCGUGCCACAGUUAAGUUAUUCAAGAGAUGUGGAGCUCCAGAAAAAUUGACACUUAGUGCACUGACAGGGAGUGCAGCGGUUCUCAUUAAUGGGUAUACCAUACAUGCUCUCACUUGUUUGCCAAAG
Suillus plorans is the source of this 243-nucleotide messenger RNA. RefSeq lists its product as uncharacterized. The annotation marks the transcript as partial. Gene Ontology annotation, molecular function: DNA helicase activity. NCBI's taxonomy places the organism in Eukaryota, Fungi, Basidiomycota, Agaricomycetes, Boletales, Suillaceae. The record is from RefSeq and is a predicted model, not a curated record. Gene Ontology annotation, biological process: DNA repair; telomere maintenance. The transcript has a single exon.